This is a messenger RNA of Brassica rapa (field mustard), 5727 nucleotides long. Its product is annotated as calcium-dependent protein kinase 19. Gene Ontology annotation, biological process: protein phosphorylation. NCBI's taxonomy places the organism in Eukaryota, Viridiplantae, Streptophyta, Magnoliopsida, Brassicales, Brassicaceae. Gene Ontology annotation, molecular function: protein kinase activity; ATP binding; calcium ion binding. The record is from RefSeq and is a predicted model, not a curated record.
AUCAAGUUUUCUCAAGUCUUUGUCCUAAAAACGCUUUCUUCAAUACAUCAAAAAAAUGGCAUGUCUCUGCAUCAAUUUUAAAAAGAAGCCCAAGAAACCAAUACCAGUCAGCAAUGGUCAAGAAAACACAGAGUUCGAGAGCGGAGAAUCAACUAAAAAACAACCCCUUCGUCAAAGACAAACUGCUCCUAGAGCCAAUAUCCAGAUCGUGGUGCAGCCUCAUAAACUCCCACUUCCAGUUCCGAUUUCUCACCCUCAAGAACAACAAAAGCUAAUGCACCAACCAGAACCGAUCUCAGGAAAACCAUUUGAAGACGUUAAGGAGACGUACAGUCUUGGUCGCGAAUUGGGUCGUGCAUUCGGUAUUACGUAUCUAUGUACAGAGAUCUCAUCAGGCAAGAACUUCGCUUGUAAAUCCAUCUUAAAGAGAAAACUCAUCAGAACUCAGGACAGAGAAGAUGUAAGAAGAGAGAUACAGAUAAUGCAGUAUUUAUCAGGGCAACCAAAUAUUGUGGAGAUCAAAGGAGCUUAUGAAGACAGACAAAGUGUGCAUCUUGUUAUGGAGCUUUGUGAAGGCGGUGAGCUCUUUGAUAAGAUUAGUAAAAGAGGACAUUACUCAGAGAAAGCAGCCGCAGAGAUCAUAAGAUGUGUGGUUAAAGUUGUAGAGAUUUGCCAUUUCAUGGGUGUGAUUCAUCGCGAUCUUAAACCCGAAAACUUCUUGUUAUCUGGUAAAGAUGAAGCUUCUGCAAUGCUUAAGGCUACCGAUUUUGGUGUUUCGGUGUUCAUCGAAGAAGGGAAAGUGUACAAAGAUAUUGUAGGAAGUGCAUAUUAUGUUGCACCAGAGGUUCUGAAGAGAAACUAUGGCAAAGAAAUUGAUAUUUGGAGCGCUGGAGUUAUUCUCUACAUACUUCUAUGUGGAACUCCUCCGUUUUGGGCCGAGACUGAUAAGGGGAUAUUUGAGGAGAUCUUGAGAGGAGAGAUUGAUUUUGAGUUCAAACCGUGGCCGUCAAUCUCUGAGAGUGCUAAAGAUUUGGUGAUGAACAUGUUAAAGAGUGAUCCCAAGAGUCGGUAUACUGCUUCUCAAGUCCUAGAACAUCCAUGGAUACGAGAAGGUGGAGAAGCUUCUGAUAAACCGAUUGAUAGUGCCAUUUUGUCGCGGAUGAAGCAACUUCAAGCUAUGAACAAGCUUAAGAAGCUUGCAUUGAAAUUUAUUGCACAAAAUCUCAAAGAAGAGGAACUAAAGGGUCUCAGGACGAUGUUUGAAAACAUGGACACAGAUAAAAGCGGUACAAUCACGUACGAUGAACUGAAAACUGGACUAGAAAAACUUGGUUCGAGGUUAACUGAAACCAAAGUUAAGCAGAUCUUGGAAGAUGCUGAUGUCGAUGGAAAUGGUACAAUUGAUUACAUUGAGUUCAUCUCAGCUACAAUGAACCGGUACAGAGUUGAAAGGGAGGAGGAUCUGUUUAAAGCUUUUCAACACUUCGAUAAAGAUAAUAGUGGAUUUAUUACAAGACAAGAAUUAGAAAUGGCUAUGAAGGAAUAUAAUAUGGGAGAUGAUGCCAUGAUCAUGGAGAUUAUCUCUGAUGUUGAUGCAGAUAACGAUGGAAGUAUCAACUAUCAAGAGUUUUGCAAUAUGAUGAAGAGCUGCUCACAAUCACAUCAGACUAAAUUGGUUCAAUAAAUUUGAAGACCAAAGACUCACAAUUUUUCUUUGUUUUGCAAUUCAUAUUAAUGCAUGUAUUUCCAAAAUGUAAUGCCAAGGUUCCAAUGUCACAAUCUCCAACAAUCCUUAAUCCAGUAAACUCAUAUAAAACUCAUCUAAGGCCCACAUAAGAUCCAUGAAAGGCCAAAUACACUUAUUUAGGGUUUACACCCUCUCAAAUAUUGUUGUUAUUGGCAAUUUUUUGUAAUUUAAAUUAUGUGAGUCAUACUCGAUGAGUUGAUUUGAAGAAGUUUUGAGAUUGGUCAUCGAAAUAUGCUUGGUUUGUUUUCUUUUGUUCUCUUUGAUACUGCACGGAAAAAAUCUACGGAGCUGCAGAAAUUACUUAACUUUAGAGUUUCAAAAUGUAUAUGCUUUUUCCAAUUCCUUCUCCUCUGCAAGUGCUGGUUCUAAUGUUCACAAAGGUAAUAACUUUAUGGUCUUUUACCUAGUUGAAUCACUUGGUUUUACUACAAAAAAUCGCCGUAGAUAGUGAUGAAGAAGAUUGAGUUUCUGGUGAAUGAUAUGAAUUGCAUAGUAAAGGCUGUAGUCUCGAACCAUUCAGUACUUGAUUACAGUUUGGAGAAGAGGACUAUUCCAAGGUGUAAAUUAAUCAAAUAUCUCAUGUCCAAAGGGUUGCUUGGAACUGAACUUCCUACAAAGCCGGUCUUGGACAAAGUGUCAUGAAACAUUCGCCUAUAACUCACAAAAAUUUUGAAAAAUAAUUACAUUGACAUAGGCCCCCAAAUUUGCAAAGAAAAAAAAAAAUAUAUAUAUAUAUAAACAUUUACUAAACAGCUUACGACCGCCAAAAUUUCAGGGUCAGCCCCUGCCGUUCAAUUGGGUAUGUUUUGUGUGUACCAAUGAGAUGUUUUCAGAAAGUCUAUCUGCACCAGAGAUCGUGUUUCCUAGAUCUGAAGGAUUGUCAAGUAUUUAGCUUUUAUUUAUGAAUAACUUGAAACUUGGACUUAAGUUAUUGGUGCGUGAGUUGUUGAUUUUCCUUCACCAAAUAUUGUGUUUCAUAGAUCAUAAGGCUUGCCAAGAUAUCUGAUGCCUUACUUUUGAGGUAAUAUACGAGAUGUACAUUCUGAUUCUAAGCUUUAAUAGUGAUCUCAACCUGAUUUGUAUCCGACUUAUAAAGCAAUUUAAAAGCUGUAAUUCUGAAUCCAUUUUCCGAGUUAGCAACAUAGAAAUGUAGAGAUAUGAUAAUGAAAUUGCAUCCCGAGAACGAAUGAUUGAGCUCUUAGAUGGUUUCCAAAUUUAGAGCUCUAAAUCUUCAUAUGUGUUGUGGAAGCCCCCUUGGUCCAGUGGUAUGACUGAAGGUUCAUUAAUGCUUAUAUACCAGGAAGUCUGAGUUUCAAUUCCCGGAGAAGACUGCAAACUAUGCAGAAUAUUGGAAAAAAACUUAUAAGAGAUCUUCGGUAUGACGCAAGGCAGACCGCCAGGAAUGAAUUUCAUAGGGCAACUCUGGGUGAUGCAGUAAGGCAGGUAAAAGUUUUGGUUGUAGUAACGUCUAUGUAACGUUUUUCAUAGCUUUUAAUAGCAUAAUGAACCAGUGUUAAAAAAAAAAAUUCAUGUGUGAAUAGUUUGAUCUUUUCUUCGAAUUAUGUUUGGGAAAAGGCUGGUGUGGAUAUAUACUUUACUGGGGUUUUCAUUGUUGAUUUCCAGAUUAUAUCAUUCAAUUACAAGUUUCACUUCCAGCCAAAAAAAGAGUUAUAUGUUGCGAUUCGUCAGGAUUUGAUGAUGGUAAUCAAACAAUAUCGCAUAACUUAAACCAAGAAAAUGAUGUCAUAUACGAAAAAAAUAUAUCACUUUUAUGGAUUAUGGAAGCUGAUAGAAUCUUGGAAAUAUAACCACAUGGAGUUGUGGAAGUUGCAAGAAUUUUGGAAAUAUUCCUAAUAGAUUUAUGGAAAUCGGGGAAUGCUCUAAUCCAACUAGGCUAAUGUAAUAGACUCCUACUAUAUAAGAGGAGCUCAAAUUUUCUCUUAUCUCUCUCUCAAGCAAGUUGAUUUGUAAGCUUAAGAGAGAGAGAGAGAGAGAGGUUCUAUAUCUUUGUUUUUAAGAUUAUAGUAUAUUGCCUCUUGCCAGGCCUCAGAGGCUUAGCCAUUCUAGGUAAACUCUAAGUAAACAAUUUCUAGUGUCAAUCUUCUAUAUUUUCCAAGUUCUUCUUCUGAUCUCCAUUAUUCUGCAAACUCAUACUUAACUCACGUCGGCGAGUUUGUCAAAGAGUGUGUCAGCGAUUUUGUGUGUUUGAUUAUGGUUCCAGGUCAAACUAUUUUGCCACUGUGUGGUUGUUAUUUCAACAAAGUGGUAUCAGAUCCUUGGUUGGUGUUGAUCUCAAUGGCGAAUGCAAGAAUUGAGGUGGAGCGGUUUGAUGGGAAAGGAGACUUCUCAUUGUGGAAGAAGAGGAUGCUAGUGCAUCUGUCUAUCCUUGGUUUAAAGGAUGUAUUAGAAGAGUCGAUGUCAACUUAUGCAUAAGUGAUUCAGAAGGAUGAAGAUGAAGAUGUUUACAGGGAGCGGUUGGUAAAAGAGGAAGCUGAAAGGCUUGAAAGAUCAUAAAAAGCGAUGAAUCUGAUCAUUCUCAAUGUUGGAGAUCAUAUGUUAAGGAAGAUCGAGUUGUGUACGCCAGCUGCUUCUACAUGAUCUACACUGGAUAGGUUAUAUCUUUCAAAGUCUCUACCAAAUAGAAUUCACUUACAGCACAAAUUAUAUACCUUCAAGAUGGUUGAUACUCGGAGUAUGGAUGAGAAUAACGAUGACUUCUUGAAGAUUUUCUCUUACCUGUCAAGGAUGAAUGUAACUGUGGGAUUCGAGUUGGGUUCUCUCGGGUUUAGAUAGUUCGGAUCUGAUGUAUAGGAACCUAAAAAUAUCAAAAUAACUGAUGUAUCUGAAACGGGUUCGGAAUAUUUGUUACGAAAAAUAACUAUGUUACCAGAUUCAAUCUUGAAUUUUUGAAUACAAUUUAUUAUAUAGCAACAUCUAAAAUAUAUAACACUAAUCAUAAAAAAAUAAAUAUUAAUUUAUAAAAAUAAAAUAACCAAUAUUCGCACGUCCGUGCAGGCGAAGCUCUAGUUAUCCAUUAUAGCUUUUAUAUAACAAACUCAAAUAUGAUUAUAUGUGCUUAAAGCCUAUAUUUAUUAACACUGGAGGGUUUUCUGGACUACGCCCGGAUUUUUUCUAUAAUAUUAUAAAACUGAAUUAAACUUGCGUAUUUUUAAUUUGAGAUAGUAAUUUCUACUGAAAUUGUAUUGUAACUAUUUUUAUUUUUUUAUAUGUAAAGAAAAAUAACUAAUAAAAAUUGUUGGGUGCGCUUAUACAUAAAUUAAAGAAUAAUACAUAAUUUGGUGGGACAGGAAUAAAAGGAGUAGGAAGAGGUUGAGCUUUUAUUUUUUCUCUCUAUGGCUUGGAUUUGUCUUGAUGGAUUUGUUUUGUUGAAAACGUGAAUUGCGCUCGAGUUCAUUCCAUUAUUGACAUGGUAUUCGCUCUUUGUAGUACAUGACGUAUUUGAUUGAGCGGUCAAAGUUAUUUAAUUAUGUUGAGAUGUUAUAGGUAUUUCGUUUCGUAUGAAAUAUAUAGGUUUUCAAAUAUAAUGGAGUUAUAUAUUUAGAAUUAAAAGUUACAUAUGUUUGAGCUAUGGGGCUGCUACUUUAAAUUUUUAUUGUUUUUAAUAGGACUAAGCUUACUUUUUGAUUUUCAGUACCAUAUAGUUGAUAAAAAUAAAAGCAUUCAAAAUAAUUUGCUUUUUAACAUAUAUACAAUUUUUUUUAAAAGAACAUGAUAAUUUAAAUAAAUUUGCUUUCAUGAAAAUGGUGUUUAUGCGGAGGCGAGUUCAUUUAAACAAGUGGCCUCUUACUCUCGGUGCUAAUAAAACUAGUCAACAAUGGUUUUUAAAAUGAUUAAACGAAUCUUAUAAGUAUUGUUAAGUGGAUUAUUUGAAAACUGUAUCUUCUCAUGCAUAUUAUAUUUGUGACAAAAUAUUGCUUCUUUUCACUGAUAUGAAGUAUAAAAAAACAGUAAAAACAGCG